Huiozyma naganishii CBS 8797 is the source of this 1317-nucleotide messenger RNA. It is a transcript of the gene RPN4, whose product is annotated as stress-regulated transcription factor RPN4. The coding region runs from base 1 to 1317 and encodes 438 amino acids. The transcript has a single exon. Lineage: Eukaryota; Fungi; Ascomycota; Saccharomycetes; Saccharomycetales; Saccharomycetaceae. The record is from RefSeq and is a predicted model, not a curated record.
AUGACAUCGCUGGAACUCAAUUUAAAGAGAACGCUCACGGAUGUGUUGGAGGAUGAGCUGUACCAUAUUAACUGCCGGGCGGGCGAGUUCGGCAGCAACAGUUUUGGUAACACUUAUGCGGUGCCCGGUUGGGCAGGCGACAGUACGUCGGAGCUUGUGGGCGGGGUAGAUCACGAUACGGCGCUCCCGGGGGCUGGUAUGGCGUACAAUAGUAUAUUCAGCAGGUACGCUGACCCGAAUCUGACUACAACGACGGCGGCGGCGGCGUGUGUUGCUGCUGCGUCGUACGUUUCUGGGUCAGCACAGAGUCCAGGGGGCGGAGCGCCCAGUGGGACUGUGAAUUUGAACAGCGUGCUGCAUGUGCCGAACCCGUUUAUACAGGCUGCUGGGGCCGCUGCUACGGCUGCGGCGGCAGGAUCUCGAGGGCUCUUUGCUCCGGCACAGUUCGACGUCAAGAUCUUUAACGACUAUACGGCAGCGGGUAACGUUGGUGGGAGUGUUGGUGGUGACGAUGACUUCGCGAUGAUCCCAGAGGAGGAUUUCUUCGAGGAUAAGGCGUCGUACCCUUUGCAGGACAACACGCUUGCAUUGAACAACGAGGAUGCGAAGAUGAAGUUCGACGAGGAGUUCACCGACGACGAGGACGACGAGGACGAGGACGAGAAUUUGUUUGAGGAUGACGGCACCUGGGUCCAGGACUCCUUCCCCGCACAGCCUGUGCCACGACAGGUGCACUCGCCAGUGUAUUACAUGGACGGUGCCGGAACCGAAUCCGCUCUAUACUACAGUGACGACGACGACGACGAUACCGGACUCGAGGUGCUGGACGAUGUUGGCCCCCAGCGCGAGCUUCUGGGGGAGACGGACAAAGCACUCACGGCGGAGGACACGGAGAGGUCGCAGUCGAUUGUGCUGCGGGAGAAACCGAAGGUCGAGCGCCCGACGGCCCGCCGGCGUAGCCACCACCACCACCACAGCUCCGCGACUGGGGCCACUGCAUCGGGGGAGAUAUUCACGUGCCGCCUCGCGAGCGCGGCGCCCGGUGGCGGUGGCGGUGGCGGUGUCCCCUGUGGAGCCAGUUUUUCGCGGAUCUACGACCUCACGCGACACCAGAACACGAUCCACGCGAAGAAGCGGUCUGUGUUCCGGUGCACGCAGUGCAUUGCGCUGUUUGGCGACGAGGGGUACGCGAAGACUUUUUCCCGACUGGACGCCCUCACGCGACACAUCAAGUCUAAGCAUGAGGAGCUGACCCCGGAGGAGGUGCGCAGCGCGACACAGCACGCGAGACAGAACAUGGCCUACGUUGCAGGUUAG